Messenger RNA from Paramecium octaurelia, 719 nucleotides. NCBI's taxonomy places the organism in Eukaryota, Ciliophora, Oligohymenophorea, Peniculida, Parameciidae. The record is from the annotation of a GenBank genome assembly.
AUGGCAUUAUUGGGUAAAACAUUAAAAGGAAUAACAACCAAGUCUGGAGGAACUGAGUAGAAGGAAAAUAUCAAAAUAAGACAGGUAACUAUACCCUUACAGGAAUUCGAAGAGAGUCAAAAAUAGGCCCAGGUAAUAUUAUUUACAUUUAUAUAGUUUAAAAAAGAGUAACUACGAAGUAAAAUUAGAGAGUAGCAAAGAUUGUUAAUUUCAAUAAGAAGAAACUAAUGGCUUAUUGUAGAAGGACUAUGAGAGCUGUCAAAACACAACAAUUGAAAUAAGAUACUGAAUUAUACUAGCAAAACAAUAAAAGAGAAUUAGAUUCAAAAGAAGUCUUCAUUCAAAUGCUUGAUAAGAAUCUAGAUGAAGCAGAAGAUCAAUAUCAAAUUGCAUAAAGGAACCAUCUUAUUGAUUUGGAGAACUUCCAUUUCUUAUAGGAGAGUAGAUAUAGGGCUUUAUUGGACGAGUUUGAAAGAGACAUCAAAAUACUUUAAGAAGAAUUUUAAAUUGAAUUUGAUGAUAUGACUAAGACUCAUGAAUAGCAAGUUAAAGAGUUGGAACAAAUGAUUAAAACAGUUGAAGUGGAGGAGAAGAGAAAGGCAGAGUUGCUAAGAAUUAACAUUAAACUAAUAAGAAGAGACAAAAAAUAAGGAUGUAGAAAAAACGAGUUUGAUAAAAUAAUAAUAAUUAGAAGAUAAACAAACUAAAUUUUAUUAUGA